Messenger RNA from Mucor velutinosus, 3531 nucleotides. RefSeq lists its product as uncharacterized. The record is from RefSeq and is a predicted model, not a curated record. Gene Ontology annotation, biological process: acetyl-CoA biosynthetic process; fatty acid biosynthetic process; citrate metabolic process. Gene Ontology annotation, molecular function: ATP citrate synthase activity. The transcript has 3 exons. Gene Ontology annotation, cellular component: cytosol. The coding region runs from base 1 to 3531 and encodes 1176 amino acids. NCBI's taxonomy places the organism in Eukaryota, Fungi, Mucoromycota, Mucoromycetes, Mucorales, Mucoraceae.
AUGUCUGCUAAACCUAUCAGAGAAUAUGAUGGUAAGCUCUUGUUGGCCUAUCAUCUCUUGCGCGCUCCUCUCGUAGGCGGCAAUCAAGAUGGAUCUGCCUCUCUUUUCACCCCUGCCGCCACCAAAUUGGCCCAUAUCAAUGUCAAUACUUCUCUCUUGAGUGAUGAGGCUGCUUUCAAGUCUGCUUUGAAGCAACAACUCGAUAAUCUCGAACAAACACAUCCUUGGUUGUUGACUGACAAGUUGGUUGCCAAGCCUGAUCAAUUGAUCAAGCGUAGAGGAAAGCAUGGCCUUUUGGCUCUCAAUAAGGACUGGGCAGAUGCUCGCAAGUGGAUUGAAGAACGCGCAGGAAAAGAAAUCAAGAUUGAAAGAACGACUGGUGUCAUCAAGACCUUCUUGGUCGAGCCCUUUGCUCCUCACCCAGACAACACCGAAUAUUACAUCUGUAUCAACUCUGUCCGUGAAGGCGACUACAUUCUCUUCACUCAUGAAGGUGGCAUUGAAGUUGGUGAUGUUGAUGCUAAGGCCCUGAAGUUGUUGAUCCCUGUCACCUCAUCUGGUUUCCCCUCUGCCGACACUAUCAAGGAGACUCUGCUCAAGGAUGUUCCCGAAUUCAAGCGCGAUGUUCUCGUUGAUUUCAUCCGCCGUCUCUAUGCUGUCUAUGUCGACCUUCACUUCACUUACCUUGAGAUCAACCCCUUGGUUGUCACUGAUCCUGUUGAAGGUCAAACCCCUCAAGUCAUGUACCUCGAUUUGGCUGCCAAGAUUGAUCAAACUGCCGAAUUCGAAGCUGGGCCCAAGUGGGCUAUUGCCAGAGCUCCUCAAAACAUUGGCCUCGCUCCCUCUGCUGAUUCACAAAACGUUGAUCAAGGACCUCCUAUGGAAUUCCCAGCUCCUUUUGGCCGUGAGUUGACACGUGAAGAAGCCUAUAUUCAGGAAUUGGACGGAAAGACCGGUGCUUCUCUCAAGUUGACUGUACUCAACCGUGAUGGCCGCAUCUGGACCAUGGUCGCUGGUGGUGGUGCUUCCGUUGUCUACUCCGAUGCCAUUGCUGCCUUGGGUUAUGCUGAUGAACUUGCCAACUAUGGUGAAUACUCUGGUGCCCCUACCGAGACUCAAACCUACGAAUAUGCAAAGACCAUUUUGGAUUUGAUGACUCGCGGUGAUGUCAACUCUCAAGGCAAGCUCCUCUUCAUUGGUGGUGGUAUUGCCAACUUUACCAAUGUCGCUACUACUUUCAAGGGUAUCAUCCGUGCAUUGACCGAAUUCAAGCAAGCUCUUAUCAACCAUAAGGUUCGUAUUUUUAUUCGUCGUGGUGGCCCCAACUAUCAAGAAGGUCUCCGUGCCAUGCGUCAAUUGGGUGAGACUCUUGGUGUCGAGAUUCAAGUUUUUGGCCCUGAGACUCACAUUACUGAAAUCGUGCCUUUGGCUUUGGAAGGCAAGGCUACCACCCUCCAAUCUACUCCCUCUGCCUCUUCUGGUAACUUGUUCCAAGAUCAAAUCUUUGGUUCCAACACCAACUCUGGCGCCAACACUCCCAAGCUCACUAUUGCUGAAGACAACGAGACUCCCUCUAACCCCAAUGAGCGCAUGACUUACUUCACUGAGCAAGGUCAAGAAGAAUCCGUCGAAUGGUACCGUCCCUUCACCUCAAAGACCCGUGCCUUUGUCUACGGUAUGCAACCUCGUGCUGUCCAAGGUAUGCUUGAUUUCGACUUCAUGUGCAAGCGUGAUACUCCUUCUGUUGCUGCCAUGGUCUAUCCUUUCGGUGGUUCUCAUGUCCAAAAGUUCUACUGGGGAACCAAGGAAACUUUGAUCCCCGUCUUCACCUCGCUCAAGGAGGCCAUCGAGAAGUUCCCUGAGGUCGAUGUUGUUGUCAACUUUGCUUCUUGCCGUUCCGUCUUUGACUCUACUCGCGAGAUCUUUGCCUUCUCUGAGCAAAUCAAGACCAUUGCUAUCAUUGCUGAAGGUGUCCCUGAACGUCGUGCUCGUCAAUUGUUGCAUGAAGCUGAGGCUCGCAAGGUCCUUGUCAUUGGUCCUGCUACUGUAGGUGGCAUCAAGCCUGGAUGUUUCAAGAUUGGUAAUACUGGUGGUAUGAUGGAUAACAUUGUCUCCUCCAAGCUCUACAGAGCUGGUUCCAUUGGUUACGUCUCCAAGUCUGGUGGUAUGUCCAACGAGUUGAACAACAUUGUUUCUCGUACUACUGAUGGUGUCUACGAAGGUGUUGCUAUCGGUGGUGAUCGUUACCCUGGUUCUACCUUCAUCGACCACUUGUUGCGUUAUGAAGAAGACCCCAACUGUAAGAUGCUCGUCUUGCUUGGUGAGGUCGGUGGUAUUGAAGAGUACCGCGUCAUUGAGGCUGUUCAAAACGGUACCAUCAAGAAGCCCAUCGUUGCUUGGUGUAUCGGUACUUGUGCCAAGAUGUUCACCACUGAUGUCCAAUUCGGUCACGCCGGCUCCAUGGCCAACUCUGAUUUGGAAACUGCUGAUGCCAAGAACAAGGCCAUGCGUGCCGCUGGUAUUAUUGUCCCUGAGACUUUCGAAAAGAUGCCUUUGGCUCUUGCUGAAACCUAUUCCAAGCUUGUCAAGGAAGGCACCAUUCUUCCCAGAGCUGAGCCUGAGAUCCCCAAGAUUCCUAUUGAUUACUCAUGGGCUCAAGAGCUUGGUUUGGUUCGUAAGCCUGCUAGUUUCGUCUCUACUAUUGUCGAUGACAGAGGUCAAGAAUUGUUGUAUGCUGGUAUGAGAAUCACUGAUGUCUUCAAGGAGGAUGUUGGAAUUGGCGGUGUCCUCUCCCUUUUGUGGUUCAAGCGCAGACUUCCCAACUAUGCUUGUAAGUUCAUUGAGAUGGUCUUGAUGUUGACUGCCGAUCACGGACCUGCCGUCUCUGGUGCCAUGAACACCAUUAUCACUACUCGUGCUGGUAAAGAUUUGAUCUCAUCUCUCGUCUCUGGUCUUCUUACCAUUGGUGAGCGUUUCGGUGGUGCUCUUGAUGGCGCUGCUAGCAACUUCACCAAGGCUUAUGACAGCGGUAUGACUCCUCGUGAGUUUGUCACCUCCAUGCGUAAGGCCAACAAGUUAAUUCCUGGUAUUGGUCACAAGAUCAAGUCUCGCACCAACCCUGAUAUGCGUGUUGAAUUGGUCAAGGACUAUGUCAAGAAGAAUUUCCCUCACACCCCUAUCCUUGAUUAUGCUUUGAAGGUCGAGGAAAUCACCACCAGCAAGAAGGAUAACUUGAUUUUGAAUGUUGAUGGUUGUAUUGCCGUCUCUUUCGUUGAUCUCUUGCGUGAAUCUGGUGCCUUUACCCAUGAUGAAGCUGAAGAAUACAUGCGUAUUGGCACCCUGAACGGUCUCUUUGUCCUUGGUCGUUCUCUCGGUUUCAUUGGUCACCAUUUGGAUCAAAAGCGUUUGAAGCAAGGUCUUUACAGACAUCCUUGGGACGAUAUCUCUUACCUUUUGCCCUCUUUGGACCCUGAGACUUUGGAUCCUCGCCGUGUCAAUGCUCGCGUCAAUGUUCAACCCAAGCAAAAAUAA